GUCAAUCAGUGUCACCCUGGGGGCCCACAACAUUAAAAAGAAGGAGAAGACCCAGCAGGUCAUUCCGGUAAAAAGAGCCAUCCCACACCCAGACUAUAAUUCACAGAAGUAUUCCAACGACAUCAUGUUACUACAGCUGGAGAGAAACAUCAAGCAAACUGAUGCUGUGAAACCCCUCCAAUUGCCCAGGCGCCAAAACAGGUUGAAACCUGGACAGAAGUGCACUGUGGCUGGCUGGGGGAUGGUCACCUCAUGGGGCAAAUACCCAGACACUCUGCAGGAGGUACAGCUGACCUUGCAGAACGAUGAGCAGUGUGAAAGCCAUUAUAACUUACGCCAUUAUUACAACAGGACCAUUCAACUGUGUGUGGGGGACCCAUCAGAAGAUAAAGCUUUCUUCCAGGGGGACUCUGGAGGGCCUCUCCUGUGUAAAAAUGAGAUCCAGGGCAUUGCCUCCUAUGGACCCAAAGAUGGGACACCGCCACGAGUCUUCACCAAAGUCGCCAGCUACCUUCCCUGGAUAAAGGAAACCAUGAAAAGCCUCCAACUGCAGGACACAGACCACCUUCUCUGAUGCUAA
Myotis davidii is the source of this 580-nucleotide messenger RNA. RefSeq names its product granzyme B(G,H)-like. Gene Ontology annotation, molecular function: serine-type endopeptidase activity. Gene Ontology annotation, cellular component: intracellular membrane-bounded organelle; cytoplasm. Lineage: Eukaryota; Metazoa; Chordata; Mammalia; Chiroptera; Vespertilionidae. The transcript has 3 exons. The annotation marks the transcript as partial. Gene Ontology annotation, biological process: proteolysis. The record is from RefSeq and is a predicted model, not a curated record.